Molecule: messenger RNA, 1387 nt
Organism: Monodelphis domestica (gray short-tailed opossum)
Lineage: Eukaryota; Metazoa; Chordata; Mammalia; Didelphimorphia; Didelphidae
Gene: TAC3
Product: tachykinin precursor 3
Biological process (GO): tachykinin receptor signaling pathway; positive regulation of blood pressure
Source: RefSeq, a predicted model, not a curated record
AGCCGUGGGGAAGAGAGCAGAGAGAGAGGCUCAUUUUCAGAGCAUCUUCAAAUUGGUGCCAGUGGAAUCCAGGAUAACUGUGCGUGGGGCCAGAGGAGGCUCUGGCUGUGUGUUCCCCAGGGAUGCUUCAGGGGUACCUGAACAGGAAUUGUUUCAGCCUGGCCAAUGGAGAAAGGAGCUGGGUGCUUAUGAAGAGAGGAGAUGCUCUAAGUGAGUCUGGACUGCAUUUGGAUCUAUUGGCAUAUCAUAAGCAUAUUCUACAUCAAAGCACCUCCAAAUAAUCAGUACUGGCUUCCCAAGUGUCUUGUGCAGGCACUGUAGAGAAGGUGGCAUCAGCACUGGACUGGGUGUCUGAUAGGUUCCUGUGUUCUCUGGGUUUCUGGCUGCUACGUCUUACUCCCCACCCCUGGCUCCCCAAUCCCCCCCCCUCUCUUCUAUCCACCCCAGGAUUGGUGGCUCUCAGCCCCUCCCCUCAGCCCUCCACCCCCCAGACCCUCCCAAAGCCCUUAUCAGGGAGCAGGAACUGAGUCUCUGCCAGAUCCAAGAUCCCCUCUCCCUUCAGCAGCAUCCUUGUGGAAACUGGGAAGCCAGACCCCAAGACCCACAGAUCCAAAGUCGCCAUAUCUUACCAGGCGUCAAUCCCAGGCACCAUGAGAACAUUGCUGCUCAUGGCCAUCCUGGUCAUCAGUAUUGGAAGGAGCUGCCACGCUGUCUGCGAGGAAUCAAAGGAACAAGGGGCAUUUGGCGGGGGCCACAGCAAGAAGGUCUUAGAUCUCUACCAGCUUCCCCCAUCCCUGCUCCGGAGGUUGUACAACAGCCGAUCUAUCUCCCUGGAUGGGUUGCUGAGGCUGCUGAGCAAGACAAGUGUGGAUUCUAAGGAGACCAUGGAUUACCAGAAACGUGACAUGCAUGAUUUCUUUGUGGGACUCAUGGGGAAAAGGAAUAUACAGGCAGAACCACCAAUGGAGGUGAACCAAGGAAACUUCCCUGGUUUUGGGGACCCCAAGUAUCCCACCGCUUCAGAAUGAGCAGAUUUUUCCAAACUGGCUGUUGGAAUGGAAGCCAAGAAUCUUGCAACAGACAAAAAAAAAAAGCUCCCCCCCAGCCUUUUUUCCCCAGAUCUCCCAUAGUGUUCAUCUUCCGGGACUCUGGAAUGCAUUUUGAAGUCAUUUGCCUGCCUCCUCUCAACCCCAUGAUAAAACAUCCUCAAUUCUAUUUCCUUACCUAUUGCUGUACUCUUCUCCUGCUUUGAUCGGCCAACCCCCAUACCACCGUACAAACCACAUAGAGAACAAACACAUCAGUCCCACGGACACUGAUUGCAGAUGCCAAGCAAUCAAAAUGUAAUCUCUAUCCUCAUCAUCAAUAAAAAGAUUUUUCCACAUGA